Molecule: messenger RNA, 459 nt
Organism: Iphiclides podalirius (scarce swallowtail)
Lineage: Eukaryota; Metazoa; Arthropoda; Insecta; Lepidoptera; Papilionidae
Source: the annotation of a GenBank genome assembly
AUGUGGCCUAGAACUUUCUUCAUUUUAGCUCUGCUUGGGAUCGUUUUCUCCGAACUUACUAUAGGAGGAAUUGAUAGGACUAUGAGUGAGGGCGUAAAAAGUCUAGGGUAUAAAAUUGUCUACGGUGAUGAGGAUAUGAUGGCGGUAAAUGAAGUGGUGAACGAAGUGGAAAAAAUACAAGGGUUAAAAAGCAAGGUGAACGUCAACGAAGCCAUACCACCUCUGCCAGCGCAAGACGUCAAAUGCUUGAUGUCAGCGGACAAUUAUUGUACCAAGGACAUGUACAGGAUUAAAGGUGUUCUUAUUCAAGCAAUGAAAAACGAUUGUGUCAAAUGUUCCGUUAAAGAAAAAGAGAGUGCUGGGAAGAUUGUUGCUUCGAUGAUGGCUCACGAUCCAGUCGCUUGGAAAUUGUUUCUCACCAGGUACAACAGCCGUCAAAAGCUUGAAAGGAUUACGGGA